This is a messenger RNA of Ceratina calcarata, 1119 nucleotides long. RefSeq lists its product as uncharacterized. The record is from RefSeq and is a predicted model, not a curated record. The transcript has 6 exons. Lineage: Eukaryota; Metazoa; Arthropoda; Insecta; Hymenoptera; Apidae. The coding region runs from base 112 to 1002 and encodes 296 amino acids.
GUAGAUUGUAGGAUGAGAUGGAACUGUAAAACAGAAAACGCUAACCUCUGAAGUGCAUGGGUCGCCGGUGAAAAUAUUCUACGCAAUAUUGUCGAUAUAAUUCAAGGCGAAAUGCUAAAAGUAAUAAUUUUCAUACUGAUAUGUGGUUUUGCUGAUGUUCACUCCGACAUUCUCGAAGCAGUGAGCGAUGAGGAGCUCGUAGAUCUUAUAAAAACUGAGAAAUAUGUGGUCGUGCUUUUCACAACUUGGGAUUGCGAGAAGUGUGAGAACUAUGAAAAUUGGAUGAUCCAGUUGAAAGAAGAUCUCGUGAAGUCCAUGCAUGCAUUUGUUGUCAAAGCUAUUGACAGUCAACUGCUGAGGCUCUACAGUGUUGACAAAGAACCAAUGCUCGUAUACUUCAGACAUGGAUUACCUCUACUUUAUGAUGGUCCAGUAAAUGACGAAACACUUCCAGCUAUUGCUAUGUUAUUCACUGAAAAUAAGGAACCUGCAGUCAAAGAAUUGACAGAUGAGACGUUUGAACAUUUAACUCAAGCAAGUACGGGAGCUACAACCGGUGAUUGGUUUGUUAUGUUUUACAGUACAGAUUGCGUGGAUUGUGCGAGGAUGUUUGCAAGAUGGGAGACUGUGGGUGCAAGGCUUAAACAAAGACUCAAUGUAGCACGCGUUAAUAAGCAAACAACUGGAAUAUCUACAGCAAGGAGAUUUAAUAUUCAGGAAGUUCCCGAAUUCAUAUUCUUCAGACACGGUAAAAUGUAUCGUUAUAAGAUUCGAAAGUACGACAUUAACUCGUUUGUCUCGUUUGCCGAGAAAGGAUACAAAAACGUUGAAUCCGUUCCCGUACCACAAAGUUCAAUCGGCGAUCCCAUACAAAUGAUUAUAGAAUUUCUGCUCGAAAGCCCGUGGAUGAUGACGCUUAGCAGUAUAAGUACUCUUAUCGUGAUUAUUGUUUCGACAGUGAAAUAUCAACAGCGCAAAAAGUUGGCUGAGAAGAAGGCCUAAUUAAUCUCAUGUAUCAAAUACGUAUAUUACGGGUACUAUGCCAAGCUAUUAGCAUUCAUGAUUUUGUAUAAAGCACAAUUUAUUUUUGAGACGAUUAAAGAUUUUAGAUAAAUUUAA